UCCCCGCCCCGUUCCCUCUCCAUCCCCGCUCCUUUCCCGCUCCAUUCCCUCCCCGUUCCCGCCCCGUUCCCGCUGCAUUCCCGCUCCCGGUGCCUUUAAUUCCCGUUUCCCGGGCAGGCCCGGCCCCUCCGGUGACACAGCAGCGCCGCGCGGGGCCGGGCGGGAGGAGCGCGGGGAGGCUGCGGCCGGAGCGGGGCCGGGCCGGGCCCUCCGCCGCUCAUGGCCCUGCCCGGGGCCCGCUCCGCCCGCCCGGAGCCCGGGGAGCGCCCGGCCCUGAGCCCGCAGCGCCGCCGCCACCGGAGGAGAGCGGCCCCGGCGUCGGCGGAAAAGCCCUGAGGGAGGAGGGAGACGGCGGCGAGGAGGAGGAGGAGGAGGGGGAGGAAGCGAGGGAAGGAGCCGGGGGAAAAACAGGACAAGGAAGAGCUUGGAGCGGAGCCCAGGAGCGGCUGGAGCGCGCCGGAAGGGACCCCCCCCGCGCCUCCCAGGACAGCCGGACACCCCCGCUGACCACCCGCCGGACCUGCGGCCCCGCCGCGAGGAGCAGCGGCCCCUCCUCGGGGACACCGAGCCGCGCGUCGCCCUCCCGCUGGAAUUCCGCCUGGCGGGAAAUCCCGAGCCUCUCCUCCGCCUCCUCCUCCUCCUCCUCCUCCUCCUCGCGGCGGUGUCACCCCGAGGCCACCAGCCCAGCCACCCCCCUCCCGCAUGGUGCACCCUGCCGGCGCCUCCCGCUUCCCCCAGGAGCGCCCCGAUCCCACCGGGAAGCGCGAGCGCGUCGCUGGAAUUCUCCGGGGAGCCGCGGCAGCGUUAAGAUGGUGAGAGCUGCCCGGGCCGGGCCGGGCGGGGAGCAGCAGGAUGGACACCGGGCCGGCCAUCCCGGGAGCCUAGGGAAGGAUGGACUCGCGGAGCCGCCGGGAUGCGCAGCGCACGGAGCGGCCCCGCGGCGGCGGCGGCGGCGGCCGUAGCGAGGGCGAGCGGGAGCGCAUCCGCGGCCGCAUGAGGAUGGUGAUCGGGCAGCUCGAGGGCAUCCUGCACGAGCUCAAGGAGGUGGCCAAGGAGCUCCGCGAGGUCGUGGCUCAGAUCGACCGCCUGACGUCCGACUUCGCUCUGGACCUGGAGCCGGACGCUUGGACUCCGGCCACGGCCAGCAGCACGUCCAGCAGCGACCGCGGCGGCGCCAGCCUCGAGCUGGGCCCGCUGGACUUCGCCUCCUCCGACAUCCUCUCGGACAGCUGGGAAUUCUGCUCCUUCCUGGACGCCUCCACGCCCUCGGACCCUGGCGAUUGUCCGGAGGCUCCGCGGCCGCCGCCGGCCCGCCUGAUGAACGGGGGGGUCCCUUUGGCCAACGGCCCCCGCGGCGGCGGCGGGGGGACCCCGGAUUCCUCCAGCGAGGAAUGCUUCGGCAGCGUCGCCCUUCCCAAGAUGCCGGCGCCGCGGCCGCCGGGCACGCGGGAGCGCGUCCGCUUCAGCGACAAGGUGCUCUACCACGCCCUGUGCUGCGACGACGACGGCGACGCCGGCGACGCCGCGGCCGCUCCCGGCGCCGACGGUGCCGAGGAUCCCGCCAGGAAGGGGCCUCGGGAGCAGCUCCCGAGGAAUCCGGGCGCGAUCCCGAUGAGGAGAAGCACGAGGAACAGCAGCACCCAGACCGUGGCCGAUAAGAGCACGCAGACCUUGCUGCCCUACGUCCCGGCCAGGCAGAGAAUUCCCAACAAAAACUGAGCCCGGAUCCGGGUUUGGGAUGGGUUCGGGGCGGGAUGAGGGGUGGGGCAAAAUCCCUGGGAAAGGGGCUGGAAAAUAUAUAUAUAGAUAUAAAUAUAAAUAUAUAUUUCAAUAAAUCCGUACUCCUCAUAGCAGCGGCACCGAAUAGCCCGGUAAUAUCCCGAUAAUAUCCCGAUAAUAUCCUGAUGAUAUCCCGAUAAAAUCCCGACAAUAUCCCCGUAUCCCGAUCAUUUUCCAGGCUCAGGGAAUUUGAAGGAGAUCAAUAAAUCAUUAAAGAUAUGGAUGUGC
Molecule: messenger RNA, 2007 nt
Organism: Corvus hawaiiensis (hawaiian crow)
Lineage: Eukaryota; Metazoa; Chordata; Aves; Passeriformes; Corvidae
Gene: INSYN1
Product: inhibitory synaptic factor 1
Exons: 4
Coding region: 892-1719 (275 amino acids)
Biological process (GO): inhibitory postsynaptic potential
Cellular component (GO): postsynaptic density
Source: RefSeq, a predicted model, not a curated record